CUUUGAGCGGACCAAGCCCGGCUCCAGCCCCAGCCCUUUGCCUUGAGAAGCGCACCCGCGCACAAUGUCGCGCAGCCAACUUACCACCAAGGAGGGCAAGAAGCAGGCCGCAGCAGCUGCGAAGCGCCACGACGAGCUGGUGAAGAAGGCGGAGCGAGCCCUCAAGACAAAGGCCGUCAACCACAAAGAAACAGCGCGAGGACUGCUGCAGGCGGCAAUCAAGGAGCAGCGCGCGCCGGCAACGAUCCUUCUACUGGCGAACCUUCAGUACGAUAUGAACCGCUUCGCGGACGCGGCAACGUCAGCGGAGCUCGUGCUGCGAUCCGGACCGGGCGCUUCGCAACAGCGAGACGCGGAGGCCUUGCUGGCCAGGAUCGGAGGCAGCAGGAAGAGCAAGGAGCCGCAGACACCGACGUCGGCCAUCGAUGGGCUUCUGGAUUCCGUGCUGGGGGGCUCAACUCCGCAGAGGAGAUGCGCCUCCGACCCUUGGGCACCCAGCCUGCCUCCCAGCCAGCCCAGCACCGAGGCUCUCUCGUCGGUGGACGCGCUCUUCGGCGGAGCGAGCGCAAGGACACCGCCGCAGCAGCGCUCCAACCCGUUUGGCGACGAGGAGAGCUGCGGCAGCGCCGCCUCCAACCCGUUUGGAGGCGAGUCGGACCCAACCCCGUUUGACGAGGAGGAGGGCUCCGAGUGGGAGGGCGGGGAGGGCGGAGUGACGACCUUGGCGCUGCGGCCUGGCGACGACGCCGGGGAGGAGCACAUCGAGGACCCUCUCGAGGUGGCGCUCUCGUCGCUGAGCAAGAUUGCGACGCGCGUGGAGGAGCUCGCCCUCGCGGGGCCAGAAUCGGAGGGCGAGCUGCUCCAGCUUGUACGUGCGCUCGCCAAGCUGCACUGAGUGAGGAGCUCCGGGGUUUGGCCUAGGGUUUGGCGACAGAGUAGUGAUCAUACUCCAUACUGAAGUGACGUAAGUGGUGCGCGUGCGAGUACGUUUAGGUCUGCAUGUGGCGACUGGUCGCGUUCGCCCCGCGCGCUCGCCUUUGGCCUGGGUGCACAGUGUGGGUGUGCCAGAGUGUGCUGUCUGUUGUGAGUCUUCACUCUAUUCAGUCAGACUAGGAUGCGGGCACCUGGCUGUGUGCGUGCAGGGCCGUGCACUCACCGCGUCUGGGUCUGGCGUCUGCGUCUCGCGCUCUCGCCGGACGCCGCUCCGACCCGUUGCACACACACGUUCGGACACAAUUGCUGUGACACACCCUGAUCUCCCUGACCCUGUGCUCGAGUGCUGUUUUCUGUUUAAAAUAUUAAUUAUUAUAAAAUUC
Messenger RNA from Emiliania huxleyi CCMP1516, 1316 nucleotides. RefSeq lists its product as hypothetical. The transcript has a single exon. Lineage: Eukaryota; Haptophyta; Isochrysidales; Noelaerhabdaceae. The coding region runs from base 65 to 895 and encodes 276 amino acids. The record is from RefSeq and is a predicted model, not a curated record.